AUGCUGAGAAAGUACAACCUCAUCAGCACAAGCAGGAGAUUUCUCUCAUUCAAGACAUACCCCACGCCCAAUCAGAAUGCAUUGAAGUUCGUAUCUCCCGAACGUCCAAUAUCCCCUUUGGAGAACAAGACCUUCGAGUUUGGCUCAUCUCUCCAAGCAGUUCAUUCUCCCUUGGCCCUCAAGAUCUUCAAGCUCCCUGGUGUGAAGUCUGUCAUGAUUGGUCAUGAUUUCAUCACUGUCAACAAACAAGAUCAUGUCAACUGGGCUCACUUGCGCCCGGAAGUCACGGAGUUGAUGGAUAAGUUUCUCACUUCAGACAAGGAGCCAGUCAUCACCAAGGAGCUUUUGGAAUCUGAAAAAGAUUCCCUUGCUGCCAGUGAGAAGGACUCUGAAGUCGUCGCUAUGAUAAAGGAGUUGAUAGAAACUAGAAUCAGACCCGCCAUCCAAGAUGACGGUGGAGACAUCGAGUACAAGGCAUUUGAUGAGGAGACGGGCACUGUGUUCCUCAAAUUACAGGGCGCGUGCAAAUCUUGCUCACUUUCUGAGGACACCCUCAAGGGAGGUAUCGAGGCAAUGCUCAUGCAUUACAUCGAAGAAGUGAGAGAAGUGGUACAAAUUCUCGAUCCUGAGGAGGAGAUCGCCAAUAAGGAGUUCGACAGACUAGAGCAAAAGUUAAAGGAAAAGAAGGAGUCCUCCCCGCCACCUCCUCCCCCUUCGCUUUGA
This is a messenger RNA of Candidozyma auris, 723 nucleotides long. RefSeq lists its product as uncharacterized. Bases 1 to 723 code for a protein of 240 amino acids. The record is from RefSeq and is a predicted model, not a curated record. NCBI's taxonomy places the organism in Eukaryota, Fungi, Ascomycota, Pichiomycetes, Serinales, Metschnikowiaceae. Gene Ontology annotation, cellular component: mitochondrion. Gene Ontology annotation, molecular function: iron-sulfur cluster binding; iron ion binding. Gene Ontology annotation, biological process: iron-sulfur cluster assembly. The transcript has a single exon.